Molecule: messenger RNA, 1455 nt
Organism: Fusarium venenatum
Lineage: Eukaryota; Fungi; Ascomycota; Sordariomycetes; Hypocreales; Nectriaceae
Source: RefSeq, a predicted model, not a curated record
AUGGCCUCUCGAUCGCAACACAACGAAAGCCACUUGCUUCGCCUACCCACCGAACUUCUCAUCCAAAUCGUCAAAGAACUUCGUUUUGUAAAGGUCCUUUUAACCGACGAGUACCCGUACCUAGACAUAAUACAUCAUGGUCCCGAUACUACGUUGUACAGAGACACUCGAAUCGUGAAAGAGGCAUCUCAAGAUCUAAAGUCUUUGAGAUUGACGAAAAGAACAUUCGCAGACUUCCCUGGCUUGAAAAACAUUCUUUUCAGAAACAUUGAGAACCUCCGCAACUCCCAGGAAUCACCCGAGCCCUUUUCUUACGAAAAUCUGGAGUCCUGUUAUGAUGCUUAUAUGAACGAUGCGAGAGAUACGCAAGUAUUGCUCAAAAAUCCAGAGGGCGAGCUCAAGAAAGCAUGGACAGAAAUUCACAAGGUCUUGGGAGACCGCAUUGAAAAGGUGAAGCUUCUAAGCUAUGCUUGUGAAAAGAUUCGCCAAGUCAAGUAUCUUGACGCUCUCAAAAUGGAGAACAUCGACAUACCAUGGCAGCUUCCUCCACACGGUCUUGUGAACGAAUGGUCAGUAUUUGGGUUCCACAAAGAGCAUGCUGACCCUACUGUCGAUUACCUUUGCAAGCAAGCUACAGCUGUCACGGGUGACAAGCUCAUCGCCAUGGUGUUCACAUGCCUGGCAGCUUCGGGUGUUGCCAUCCCCAAUCUCAUCAUCCACAAGCUCAAAGUACUCCACAUCUCUCCCGAAAUCCCUUCUGGCGAGAUCGGUCUCGUGGAGCGAUAUAUUUGGGCUUUUAGGUUGAACUUGCAUCCAGAGAAGAUGAAGAUUAAGCGUGGUAACUUCUGUCACAAUCUACUGGAUAAGUGCCAUUCCAGCAUACAGCAUUUUGCAUAUGGGAUCGAUCAUACCGGAAGAGGUGUUCUCUCUUGGCCAACGCAACGACCCACUCAUGACUUCCCAGAACUUACUCAUUUGACCCAAAAGGCCGACACUUCCCCCCAAGCCCUUGCACCAUGGCUUCUCCAUCUCAAGAAUCUCAAGCGUCUCGAUUUAUCUGGUGAUCUCUGUCGGGGGCAGUUUCUCGUUGACUGGCACUAUGUCUUCAGUGCGAUAGGCAGACACCCCAAUGUAUCAGGGGAGAUACCCAAGGGUCUCAGGGUUAAUAUUGAUGACCUUAAUAUGAUUCAAGAUGAGCUUUCGUACAGCGGUGUUGUUUGUAAGGAUGUUAACAUCGCUACGAAGAGACAUGGGCGCGAUAUGAGUCUUAAGCAUUGGGAGAAUGUAAACUAUGGCAUUGAAGCUCACUUCUUCGACGAGAUUCCUUUCCAAGAGAACAAAGCGCUGUUAUACAGAAUGGGAUGCUGGUAUCCAAGGGAUCAAGAGGAAGAUGAAAGCGACUCAUGUGAAUUGGAUAGUGGAGUAUUUUGCCGAAUCACAUUACUAGCUAGAUAG